AAGCUGGACAGAAAACACGCUUCGCGAAGGAUUCUCCUAUUUCUUUGGGCACAAAUAGUCUUUUCCUUUUCCGUUCUUUUUAGGUUCCUACGCUUUCGUUCCGCAUUCUCUCAUAAAGACCGCCGCACACCGACUUCUCCUUCUUCGCGCAGAAUAAUAGUACAGCCAGAAGGUUUGGAACUCCGAAGUUGAGUUCGUAAUUUUGGCCUUUGAAAAUCGAUUUAAAGGCCAAAAUGCAGAGAGUAGCGCUGAUUCAGAGGUUCUCGAGGAUUUACCGUGAAAAUCCUAAGCUUUCUAAGGUGUUCAUUGUUUGCACAGUGAGUGGUGUGGGCCUUGUCACAUACUCUGUUGCAACAACUCCGUAUCAGCAGGAGGUUCAGAACAAGAAAAAGUUGGUGGUACUGGGAACUGGUUGGGCUGCAACUAAUUUCUUGAAGAACCUGAAUGAUCCUUCAUAUGAUGUCCAGGUGGUAUCGCCCCGGAAUUACUUUGCAUUUACUCCUUUGCUUCCAAGUGUAACAUGUGGCACUGUUGAGAGCCGCAGCAUCAUUGAACCAAUUCGUAACAUUAUCAGAAAGAAAAAUGUAGACAUGCAUUACUGUGAAGCAGAGUGUGUCAAGAUUGACCCAAAAAGCAAGAAGGUUUAUUGUCGAUCUGAUGUGAACAAGAGUUCGGAUGGGAAGGAAGAAUUUGAUUUAGAUUAUGACUACCUUGUGAUUGCCAUUGGAGCUCGUGUAAACACAUUCAAUAUUCCUGGUGUACUAGAGCAUACCUACUUCUUAAAGGAAGUGGAAGAUGCUCAAAGAAUUAGAAGAGCUGUUAUUGAGAGUUUUGAGAAAGCCAGUCUGCCUAACCUCAGUGAUGAAGAGAGGAAAAAACUCCUUCACUUUGUCAUUGUUGGUGGUGGCCCAACUGGCGUUGAAUUUGCAGGACAGCUCCAUGAUUUUGUGAACGAAGAAGCAGCCAGGUUAUACCCAGAGGUCAAGGAUUAUGUGAAGAUAACACUGAUUGAGGCAACCGACCACAUAUUGAAUAUGUUUGACAAAAGAAUCACAGCUUUUGCUGAAGAGAAGUUCCAGAGAGAUGGAAUUGAUGUCAAGACUGGAUCAAUGGUUGUGAAGGUUUCAGAUAAAGAAAUCACUACUAAAGAUGCAAAAACUGGGGAGAUUACCUCUACACCUUAUGGCACGGCUGUGUGGUCUACUGGCAUUGGAAUUCGCCCUGUGAUCAUGGACUUCAUGAAAGAGAUUGGCCAGGGCCAAAGGCGUGUACUUGCUACUGAUGAUUGGCUAAGGGUUGAAGGAUGUGAAAAUGUAUAUGCACUUGGGGACACCGCUACAAUAAAUAGGCGCAAAGUUGUGGAGGAUAUUGCGGCCAUAUUUCACAAGGCGGACAAGGAUAACUCUGGAACACUAACAGUUAAGGAGUUUCAAGAUGUCCUAGCUGAUGUAUGUGAAAGAUACCCACAAGUGGGGCUCUACCUGAAAAAUAAACACAUGCGUAAUCUACUUGAUUUGCUGAAAGAGGAAAAAGGUGGGGAUGUUAAUUCGUCUGUUGAGGUUAAUAUUGAAGAGUUCAAGUCAGUUCUCUCCAAAGUCGAUUCUCUGAUGAAGAUUCUUCCUCCAACCGCUCAGGUUGCAUCUCAGCAAGGCAUUUAUCUUGCAAACUGCUUUAACCGCAUGGAGGCGUGCGAAAAGAAUCCAGAGGGUCCCCUUCGGUUCAGGGGAGAAGGGCGCCACCGUUUCCAUCCUUUCAUGUAUAACCAUCGAGGACAAUUUGCACCUCUGGGAGGAGAGCAAACGGCCGCACAGCUUCCUGGAGACUGGGUUUCAAUUGGCCAUGGCCCUCAAUUUCUUUGGUACUCUGCUUAUGCCAGCAUGCAAGUGAGCUGGCGUACCAGAGCACUGGUGGUGUCAGAUUGGAUAAGGCGUUUCAUCUUCGGCAGAGACUCAAGCCAGCUCUGAUGUGGGAGUUUGUUGUUGUUACACAGUUUUUACGUGCCAUCCUGAUGGGGUUUCAGUCGAUUCUACUCAUCAUUGAAAAUUGGAAAUUCUUUGGUGUUUACCUUUUCCUUUUCAAUUCUUUAAAAAAAACUGCUCGCGCUCGAUUAAAUUGGCUGGUUGUGCCCAAAUUUUGCAGUUAGUUUUGAGAUUGCAAUAACAAGAGAUUAUCAACAAUUGUACCGUGUACUAUGGCAGUGCUACUCUCCUUUUUUAAGUUUCACUCCAUUAUUUCAUACUUCCAUCAUUAAAUAUUUUGCGUUUUAGAUUUGUUCAUUAUUUAUUAUCAUCA
Cuscuta europaea is the source of this 2292-nucleotide messenger RNA. NCBI's taxonomy places the organism in Eukaryota, Viridiplantae, Streptophyta, Magnoliopsida, Solanales, Convolvulaceae. The record is from the annotation of a GenBank genome assembly.